GGGGUUUUGGACGUUCCGCCUAGAAGAGCCUUUGAUCUAUCCCAGAUAUCUUUUCUAUUGCUACCGUUCCAAGGCCAAAAGGGCAAACCCUGAAUCCGGACCCAAUCAAGGCGUUGGAAAUUGAAACACUCGCAUCUCUCGUUUUCCUUUACCAUCCCCAACUCUCUCUGUCUCUCUCCUCCUUUCUGUACAAAUAAGAAAUCUGGAAUGACUCUACGAUUUUUUUUGGUUGCGAUUAAUCUUUCUUUUUUAUUUCCGUUCUUGUAAUACUGUAUUCAAUUUAGAAAAUAAUAAUAACGAUUCCUUUGUUUGCAUUCGUUCUUCUCUUGUCUAUCGUGAUUGGGAGUAGUUCUCUCUCUUCUUUUAUUUUUUCUGUUUUCUUUUUCUUUUCUGUUCGUCAUCGGAUCUCGAAUCAGCGGCGAAAAAGAGUAGAUAUUCUUUUUGAGGUCAAAAGCAAGUGCGUGCCCGGGCUUUUUGAAGUUCACGUGUGAAGAAUUGACUGGUUUUUGAUGAAUUAGGAUGUACAUGAAAUGAUGAACCAAGGAAGCAGUACUGAUACAGUAGCUCAACUGGAUCCAAAUCUGCUUGAGCCACGUCAAACUGUGGAUAGCAGUGAAGGACAUCCAUCUUCAUAUGGAUCUUCAUUCACUCUUGGGCAUGCCCCUCUGCCCUUGGCAGAAGGAUCCAAUACUGUAUCAUGGACCAUGCAUAUGACAGAUAACAACUCAUCAGAGAAUGGAAUUUAUUCAAAUACGACUUACCGCCAUGAUCAGCAGGCAGAGACACUACCAAAGAACGUGCAAGAUGGCUUGAAUUCUGUGCCGCAUGCUUCUACUUCAUCUAGUUUUGGAACAGCAAAUGUCUCCCAAGAAUAUGCUAGCUAUUUGUCAUACCCAAAUUCAACUGACCCUUAUGGUUAUGGAAACACGGGCUAUGCAAGUUAUUAUUACAACUAUUCACAGCAAACCAACCAUCCGUACCCUCAACAACCAGGAGUGUAUCAAAACUCAGGUGCUCCUUAUCAGCCUCUUACCUCAUUUCAGAAUACAGGCUCUUAUGCGGGUUCUACAAGUUAUUCAGGAACUUACUACAAUGCUGGUGAUUAUCAGACAGCUGGAGGUUACCCGAGCAGCGAUUAUAGUAAUCAGAAUAACUUGUGGAAUGAAGGGAACUAUGCAAGUUAUUCCUCCCAUCAGUAUCCAAACUAUACUCCUUCAGAUUCAAAUGGUGCUCAUAAUUCUAGUGCUGUAGCUGCAACACCACUUCAUUAUCAACAAAACUAUAAGCAGUGGGCAGAUUAUUAUAGCCAAAUUGAUGUAAGCUGUGCUCCUGGGACAGAGAAUAUGUCUGUUUCCAGUGCAACUACUUUGGCUUGUCCGAUUCCUGGUGUUAGUGCUGGAUAUCCAACUCCAAACAACCAGCCACCACCACCUGGCACCACAUCCUGGAGACCAGAAUCUGGUUCAUCUGAAUUGCCUUCUUUUCAGGCUGGUGCUGUAGUUGGAAAUACCCAGGAUGGUUACUGGAAACAUGGCACUUCGGUGUUUCAGAAUCACCAUGCCACUCCAACUCCAUACUUCCAAAAGCCUUUGGACUCCAAUCCACUUCCAUAUGAUGACCGUCAGGACCAACAGAAGACUGCCUGUCCUCCAGGACCUAAUGUACAAUAUUCCACUACUCAUCAGGUUCCUCAAAAGUAUCAGUCACCGAUGCAAGCUGUUCCAUCCUUGGAUGCACGGCGGGUAAGCAAAUUGCAGAUCCCAACGAACCCUAGAAUUGCUUCAAAUUUGGCCUUGGGCUUGCCAAGAACAGAUAAGGAUAGUUCUACAACCAAUGCAGCAGCAAAACCGGCAUAUAUCAGCAUUUCAAUGCCGAAGCAUAAUAACAAAGUGCCCUCUAAUGAAGUUGCUGAUUCUGUGCUUAAGCCUGGAAUGUUCCCUACAUCACUUCGUGCAUAUGUAGAAAGGGCUUUGGCCCGUUGCAAGGAUGAUUCACAAAAGGCAGCUUGUCAGAAUAUAAUGAAAGAGAUGAUUACUAAGGCAUCUGCUGAUGGGACACUUUUCACACGAGACUGGGACACAGAACCUCUUUUUCCAUUACCAAACAUGGAUGCAGUUAAUAAGGACAGCAUACAGAGUUCCACCAUUGCGCCAUCGUUGCCGAAGUUCAAGAGGAGUCCAAGUAGACGUACCAAGAGUAGGUGGGAGCCUGUACCAGAAGAGAAGCCAGUUGAGAAACUGGCAUCAGUUAAUUAUGUUGCUAUGAAAGAUGUCAAUUGGGAUAAAUUCAAGGAAAAGGAUGGAACGAUUUCAAGUGGAAAAUGUGAAAGCAAGGAAAAUAAUUGGAGCGGUGUGAAAUUCCUUCCACAACAGCAGACUCCAAGUAAAAGUUCCCCGAGGCCAGUGAAAAAGCAGCGGCUUAGUGAUAAUUCCAAUCUUGCUGAAAAUGGUGGUACUUCUAGUGAUAGUGACAAGGAACAGAGUUUAACAGCGUACUACUCAAGUGCUAUAGCACUUGCAGAUUCACCUGAAGAAAGGAAAAGACGUGAAAAUCGUUCUAAGCGUUUUGAGAAAGUCCAUGGUCACCGGGCAGAAACCAAGAACCUAAGAACAAAAGAUGUUGGAGCUGGAAAUUUGUACACCAGAAGGCUUACUGCUCUGGAACGUGGCAAAAAUUAUGAGGAUAGUGGCAACAGGGCUGUGGAAGAUAUUGACUGGGAUGCCCUUACUGUCAAAGGAACCUGCCAGGAAAUUGAGAAACGCUACUUGCGCCUUACUUCUGCACCUGAUCUUGCCACUGUGAGACCAGAAGAAGUGCUGGAAAAAGCUCUCCUAAUGGUUCAAAGCUCACAAAAAAAUUACCUGUACAAAUGUGAUCAGUUGAAAUCCAUUCGUCAGGAUCUGACUGUACAAAGGAUACGUAAUGAACUAACAGUCAAGGUCUAUGAAACUCAUGCACGAUUAGCACUGGAAGCUGGGGAUUUGCCCGAGUAUAAUCAGUGCCAAUCACAGCUGAAAACUCUUUAUGCUGAAGGGAUCAAAGGAUGUCAUAUGGAGUUUUCUGCCUACAACUUGCUAUGUGUUAUCAUGCAUUCAAAUAACAAUAGAGAUCUCUUAUCAUCAAUGGCAAGAUUAUCACGCGAAGCAAAAGAGCAUGAGGCUGUAAGGCAUGCUCUUGCAGUUCGUGCAGCCGUUACAUCGGGGAACUAUGUCUCCUUUUUCAGACUGUACAAGACAGCACCUAACCUAAACACCUGCCUUAUGGAUCUUUAUGUUGAGAAGAUGAGGUUUGAGGCAGUGAGAUGUAUGUCUCGUUCGUAUCGCCCUUCUCUCCCUUUGGCAUUCAUUGCUCAAGUUCUGGGCUUCCCGAGUGUAUUGUCAACAACUGAAGGUGGCAAUGAAAAAGACACGGAUGGAUUGGAGGAAUGUGAGGAAUGGUUAAGAGCACACGGUGCAUGCCUAACUGUAGACAACAAUGGUGAGAUGCAGUUUGAUACAAAGGCUUCCACUUCCAGCCUUUACAUUCCAGAACCAGAAGACGCGGUGGCACAUGGAGAUGCAAAUCUUGCUGUUAACGAUUUUCUGACUCGGACAUCAUAAAAGGAUAUUUUGCUUGUAACUUAGUGUAUCGGUAUGGAUCAGAAAUCCACCCACCGCCAUCUGUUAGAGAUCCAUGGAUCAAAUGGAAAAUAGUUUUGCAAAAUCAACUUGGCAAAGGUCAAGUCAACCAUCAUCAUACCUGUAAUAUUUAACAGGGUAUAGAUGGAUGUAUGAACGUGAAAAGGCGAAGGUAAAGAAAUGGGAAAUACUGCAGUGUCAUUGGUAAAGCUGCUUUAGGUUUUA
Nelumbo nucifera (sacred lotus) is the source of this 3842-nucleotide messenger RNA. It is a transcript of the gene SAC3A, whose product is annotated as SAC3/GANP/Nin1/mts3/eIF-3 p25 family. The record is from RefSeq and is a predicted model, not a curated record. Gene Ontology annotation, cellular component: nucleus. Lineage: Eukaryota; Viridiplantae; Streptophyta; Magnoliopsida; Proteales; Nelumbonaceae.